GGCAACUAGUUCUGCAGCAAUAUCAUUCAAACUCGAACUACUUCUUUCGGUAACCAAUCACUUAUUUCUCCGAAUGGCCUGCAAACUCGAGCCAAUGCCAAUGAGUUAUCAAAACGUACACUGUGCCGUUCUCCAGCAACCACCAACCACAGCUGCAGUGUACCACUCUACACCUCCAUCUCCAAUCCCUCAGCAAGUGAUAGUCAACAGCAUGCCUGCAACUUAUCACCAUGGCCAAAUGCAAAUGAUGUCUGAGACUGGCUACAUGGUACCCGAUCCAUUUGGAGUUGUGGAUCCGUACACAAACUGUUAUCGCCAUCUCAGCACUUCAAGCAGCACCAGUGGGCCCUACAGCCCAACCGACUACGACUUGCUAGGCCUCGGAGAUGACGUAUUCAGCGAUCUGGCUAUCGGACCUGAAGAAGCCGAACAGGCAUUCGGAGAGACAUUCCUAAAAUCUCUGCAUUGCCUAGACCUCGACUUCAGCAUGGAUUUGGAAUCUGAUCACAGCUCUGGAACGGAUUCUUUGAGUUUGACUCCUCACACUCCUGAGGAAGUCAUUCCACCUCCAAUUGGAGCUGAAACUGAGAUCAGAAUUGCACCACCACCUCCUCUAAUCAAGGCCCCAGUUGCGAGGAGACGCUGUAAUGUAAAGAGCAAGCCACGAAGGAAGUCCUCGACAUCAAAAGACUUUGAUGGAGUGAGCUCUUUAGUGAGAUGUGCCAAAAUUGCAGGAAAGGUCGAUGAAAACGGAGAGCCAACAAUUUCUGACUGUGAGAACACAGCCUACAUUGACGGCUCAAAAGUCUACUACUGCUCUUAUGAAGGCUGUGACAAAGUCUACUCGAAAAGCUCCCACUUGAAGGCCCACUUGAGGCGACACACCGGCGAGAGACCAUUUGCUUGCAACUGGCCUGGCUGUGAAUGGAAGUUCUCUCGAUCUGAUGAGCUGGCACGUCAUGAGCGAAAGCACACUGGUGUGAAGCCAUUUGGCUGCACCAUCUGUGGGAAGAAAUUCACCCGAUCUGAUCAUCUCUCCAAGCAUGUCAAGAUUCAUCUUAAGCCUCGUAAGCCAAGAGGUGGUGGCCGAGCCAGAGGCAGGAGAAUCAGUUCUGUCUCAAGCAUUGAAGAAGGAUCCUCUCCUCUCUCAUCUCCCUUCUCCGAUCACAGCAAUUAGGUGAAUUCAAAUCUUUGAUUUUUCGGUUGAGUUUGAAUGUUAAUCUUUCUUUUGUUACUUAUUAUUACUGUUUUUGUUUGGCUUGAUCGGCACUUUGACGGCAGCCUGAUCGUGCCCAGCUAAUCUAAUGCAAAG
Messenger RNA from Halichondria panicea, 1312 nucleotides. RefSeq names its product Krueppel-like factor 13. The coding region runs from base 74 to 1177 and encodes 367 amino acids. Gene Ontology annotation, biological process: regulation of transcription by RNA polymerase II. Gene Ontology annotation, molecular function: DNA-binding transcription factor activity, RNA polymerase II-specific; RNA polymerase II cis-regulatory region sequence-specific DNA binding. The record is from RefSeq and is a predicted model, not a curated record. The transcript has a single exon. Lineage: Eukaryota; Metazoa; Porifera; Demospongiae; Suberitida; Halichondriidae.